Molecule: messenger RNA, 1179 nt
Organism: Folsomia candida
Lineage: Eukaryota; Metazoa; Arthropoda; Collembola; Entomobryomorpha; Isotomidae
Product: transcription termination factor 2-like
Exons: 4
Coding region: 1-1179 (392 amino acids)
Molecular function (GO): ATP-dependent chromatin remodeler activity; ATP binding
Source: RefSeq, a predicted model, not a curated record
AUGAGGGACACAUCAUUCGGAACCCCAAGACUCAUGCUGCUCUUUCUGCUUGCAGAAUUAGCGCCCAUCAUCGUUGGAUUGUUACAGUUGAGUCCAUUCGAUGACGUGAAGGUGUGGAAGCACUGGAUUGGAACAAAAGCAGUGCUAAAGGGUUCUGAAGAACGCCUCCAUACAAUUGGAAAAGCUCUUAUCUUGCGUCGUACAAAAGAAGAAGUCAGUUCCAUGUCUCCUGAUGCAGGCAUAAUUCUUCCAAAAUAUAUAGAGGAGAUCGAGGUGACCCUAUCAGAAUCAGAAAAUCAGGUGUACACGUACCUAUUUGAUUAUGCAAAGUCGGUCAUGAGACAAUUCUUGAAAGCCCAGAAGGAUCGGCAGGAUGAGCUGCAAAAUGCUGCUAAUAAUUACGUUGCAGGCGCCAUACGACGUGGAAAUAAAAAGAACGAAACGGCCAAGGAUGCACGGUUCUCUCAAAUUCUUUGUUUGUGUGUUAGACUUCGUCAGCUUGCUGUUUUGCCUUUCUUGAUCAAGACAAUGCUCGAUGACGAUGAUGUGGACGAGUCAGACUGCGACACGAGUUACAAUCCGUUAGAUGAUCCAAUAAAUGCAAAAAAUCCAGUGUUUGAGCCUGGGUUCAAGUCGGCAAAAAUAAGAAAGGUCUUAGAAGAAUUACACAAGUUAAAAUUGGUUGCAGAAGAAAAAGGACAGCUCAUGGAUAAAGUCAUUAUUGUGUCACAAUGGACUUCGUUUCUUGAUAUCUUGGCUCAGCACCUGCGCAAGAAGGGUUUCAGCUAUGACAGUUUGGACGGACGUCUGAAGGUGCAAGAGCGGACGGAAGUAAUGAAUAAAUUUAACGGAAACCCAAAACGCCCUCAAGUGCUGUUACUCUCCAUUACGGCUGGUGGAGUUGGCCUUAACCUCACAGGGGCCAAUCACGUAUACUUUAUUGAGCCUCAGUGGAACCUCCAAAUUGAACGCCAAGCUCAGGACAGGGUUCAUCGCUUUGGCCAAACUAAGCCGGUGUACAUUAAAAGAUUUAUCUGCCAAUCUUCAUUUGAGCAGAGAGUUAUGGAAAUUCAACAAGUCAAGAAGGAAUUGGCUAACAACUUGGUAAAUAACUCUAAAAAGACCAGAUCGGCCGGCCUUAACGUGAUGGAUUUGAAAAACUUGUUCGAUCUCGCCUAA